Molecule: messenger RNA, 120 nt
Organism: Scutellospora calospora
Lineage: Eukaryota; Fungi; Glomeromycota; Glomeromycetes; Diversisporales; Gigasporaceae
Source: the annotation of a GenBank genome assembly
AAGGAACCACAUAUCCUCAAGAAUUCAUUCUUGAUUAUAAUAGUUUUAUUAAUCUUUUUUUAAGUCAUAAUACAUUCAUUGCUUUAAAAGAUGAUGAAACGUGGGAUGAUAAAGUGUUGG